Musca domestica (house fly) is the source of this 5393-nucleotide messenger RNA. Its product is annotated as 5-hydroxytryptamine receptor 1-like. The record is from RefSeq and is a predicted model, not a curated record. Gene Ontology annotation, cellular component: membrane. NCBI's taxonomy places the organism in Eukaryota, Metazoa, Arthropoda, Insecta, Diptera, Muscidae. Gene Ontology annotation, biological process: neuropeptide signaling pathway. The transcript is spliced from 6 exons. Gene Ontology annotation, molecular function: neuropeptide receptor activity. The coding region runs from base 932 to 3322 and encodes 796 amino acids.
UGGAGGCUUAUAAAAAAUAAUCUUGGAGAAUAUUGCCUUUUUGUGAUUGGAUUUAUCAUGACCGGGGAUAAAGUUUGAAAAGCAAAAUAAUAUACAACAAUAAGUGCAAAAGAAGUGGAUCUUCUCACCUCGGUAUAAUUUCAUUAUGGGAAAUGACAAAAUAGUGAUAACCUCAAAAAUAUGUGAGAAAUGAAAAGGAAAAAUAAUUAACAUUAAAAAUUUGUCAAAAAUUAAAACAAGUGUUUUUAAGGUAGAAAGUUCAACAUUUCAAAAUAUUAAACAAGAAAACUGUAAUAUUGGAAUCUAAUCGUAUCGAAACUAUUAUCCAAACUCGGCUAAUAUCUGUGCAAAAGAGAAUAAAUUUAAAAUAACAACCACGUCUAGUUUGCAAGUUGGCAACACUGUUCUUCAAACAAAAUCAAAAAUGAACUAAAACAAUGUGAAAACAAGUAAGGUACGGCUUUAGGAGGGUCAAGCCAACCAUGUGAUACCCUAAACCAUAAUUCUUCCGUCUUGGUAAAAUCCUAGCAAAUUCCAACUAAAAAUAUUUCAAUGAAAACUUCGACACAUAACUAAAAACCGGAUUAAAAAAAAACUUUCAUACCAAAAUCUUCUUGAAAAGAGAAUAAUAAAAUAAAAAAAAAGAUUUGCUCAAGGAUCUCGCAAUGACAUGAAUGAAAAAUCAAAAGAAAUCUAUAAAACAGUCCAAGCACGUUCCGAAAGCACUGAAAAGCGAAAAAAAAAACAACAACAGCAAAAAUAAAAUGAGAUUCGUACUCAAAGAUAUACUCAACGAAGUGAAAUCAAUGCGAUGAUUCAAAGAAUUGCAAAUGUCUGAGGAAGAGAAUCAAAUUUAAAGCAACGAAAGGAAGUCAAAGUGAAAUCAAGAAAAACCAAAUAAAUAGCAGCAACAACAAAUAUCGUUAUCACUAUGACCAUAACCAAUCAAGAAUACAGUGAUUUAAUCAAUUACUUUACAGUUCACAAUGUUACAAAUCACAUCAUUUCAUUGGCUUUGACGGUCAAUGAAACGAUGGCGGCCAGUGGCAGAGAAACGCCAGCGACGGGUAUGAGUCUGGAACAAUCCUGGGAUAUAAUGGAUAGCUUAAAUAAUAGCAAUUCAACGAUUAUGGCCAACUCCUCCGCCUCCUACUACCCUUCAACAUUUGGUUCCGCAUCAUCAUCGCCAUCAUCGUCUACUCUACCAUUUAUGCACUCGCAAGGCGAUAAUGCUACAUUAUUACAAUUUUCCAGCAACGACACCACCAACCUUCUCCUGCUAACCAAUCGAACGCUGCGGACUGAGAAACGUCCACGUAGCAGCGGCACGGAAAUACCCAUUUGGUUAAUACCCUGCUACAGCAUCAUAUUCAUCUUUGCAAUAGUUGGCAAUUUGCUGGUGGCCUCAACGCUGUUCCAGAAUCGACGGAUGCGUACCAUAACCAAUGUGUUUCUGGCCAAUUUGGCCAUAUCCGAUAUGCUGUUGGGUGUUCUGUGUAUGCCCAUAACGUUGGUGGGUACCUAUUUGAGGCAUUUCAUAUUCGGUGAAUUGGUGUGUAAAUUUAUACAGUUUGCCCAGGCUGCAUCGGUGGCCGUUUCAUCGUGGACCCUGGUCGCCAUAUCCUGUGAACGCUACUACGCCAUUUGCCAUCCUUUGCGUUCGCGAACAUGGCAGACCAUAAAUCAUGCCUAUAAAAUAAUUGGUUGUAUCUGGAUUGGCAGUAUCCUCUGUAUGGCGCCCAUUGCAAUAUUCAGCCAAUUAAUACCGACCAGCAGGCAGGGCUAUCGCAAGUGUCGUGAACAAUGGCCACAGCAUGCGGUCGGCUAUGAGCGUUCCUAUAACAUUUUUCUGGAUUUGGUGUUGCUCGUUCUGCCACUGGGAAUUUUGUGUAUCGCCUACAUUUUGAUAACACGAACAUUAUAUCUGGGCAUUAAGGAUGAAAAGGCUCUCAUAUUCGGCAGUAAAAAUAACAAUGUGGUAAAUGCGGGCGUUACUGGUGUUGUUGUUAGCAAUGCCCAUACGACUCCGAUGGCCGAUGGUAAAAUCUACACCCAAGUGACAACAAUGGCUGCGGAAACAAAGCCCAGUAAUGUCUUUAAUUUGAACUUUUCGUUGCGUUAUCAUUCGCGCAAAGCGGGUGGCUCAAUUCGUGGUGGCCACUCAAAAAAUUCUAAUGAAUCCACAACAAAUAAUGACAGGGAUAUUAAAUUAUCCCAUAACGCUGAGCGUGGCAAAUUCGUGGUAUCAACAUCUGUGGAUGGCACAACGUCGGCAAUUGGUAAUAAUGGCAAAAAUCGUCCGGAAACUGAAGUCAUUUGUAAGAAAAUAAAAGAAUCCAAUAACGAAUUAACACAGCAGAGACAACAACAGCAGCAUCAGCAGCAGCAUCAACAUCAAAUGAAGGCCUCUUCAUCAUCAUCGAUACAACAACAGCAGCAUCAGCAACAACAACAACAUUGCUAUGAUGACAUAACCCAACUGAGCGCAACACCGGAGCAAACCACAAGCUCUAUUAAUCCAUUAAAUAGUAAACGUGCAAUUGUGGCCAAGACCACAGAUGGCCGACGACAACAACUUUAUUGCAUGCGUUCUGCCUCUUUCAAGUCAUUCAAUCGCCAGAGCAGAACUAGCGCUGACAGCGAGGAGACAACAUCGUCGUCGUGUCACUCGCUCAAUGCAUUAUCCACAAAGUUUCCAAGACAACUUAAACCGACACAUCAGUCGUCGGUGGCAAUGGCAACAUCUGCAAUUCAGCGACAAUAUCACCAGCAACAACAACAACAACACCAAUCACCAUAUAUGUCAACAAAUGAUGGAGGUGGUGGCAACGGUGGUGGUGUGCCAGAGAAGCGUAAACUGAAUAGCUCACCAAGUUUACGCAUAACUGAAUCGGCAUUGAGAAGAUCCAACAUUGAGAAAACCUUGGAGAGCAAGAAACGCGUUGUGAAAAUGCUUUUCGUCCUUGUGCUGGAAUUUUUCAUCUGUUGGACACCGUUGUAUGUCAUCAACACCCUGGCCAUGUUCAUUGGACCGGCGACCUAUGAAUAUGUCGACUAUACAACGAUAAGUUUUCUACAAUUGCUCGCCUACUCAUCGAGUUGCUGUAAUCCCAUUACGUAUUGUUUCAUGAAUGCCAGUUUCCGGCGAGCAUUUGUCGACACGUUUCGUGGCAUACAUUUCAAUGGCGGAACAUUUUGGCACAAGAACUCCAAGUCAGCAACGGCGGCAACGAAUCUCUCAAUGGCUGGCAAUUCGAUUGCAAUGGGCAACAGUUGUACCGUGGUGACGGCCAAUACCGUUUUGGACAGUCCACGACUUUGAAACGCAUCAAAGUUUCGAUUUGCGGGAAAAAUGACGACAAGAGCUUUAAUCGGUCGAAGGUGUGAAAAUGAGAUGGCAACAACUGGAUGUUAGGGUAGUGGUGAAAUUGGAGAUAAAUACGAAGUGAGGUGGGGUGGGAUGUAUGAUGGCAAGAACACGUUCAUGUUUAAAUCAAAUCCAACGAUUAUAUAUCUUAUCAAUUGUAUUAUAUUGUACAACAACAUAUGGUUUCAAAAUUAUUUUUAAAAUGUAUUUAUUUGAAUAUAAGAUUGACGCACAAUCACAUAUACAAUGUUAAAUAUACCCAACACCACUACACAAUAUUUUUAAAUAUUUUAGAAUUUAAAGAAAAUUUGUUAUAACAACUUUUCACAGAAUCAAAUGUUUGCUACUGGACAGCAAUUUAUACAAAAUUAGUGAAAAUUCCUUCUUAUAUAGGACCCAGAGAAAAUCUACGAAGACUGUAUUUUGGGUCAUAAAAAUACAAUUGUUGUGGAAACAAAAUUUAUUACAAAACUGCCUGUAAAAACUGUAAAAAAUUAAAUGCAUGUUUUUCUGAUUGAUUGAUUGAUUGCUCAUAGAGAGUUAAUACAUAAAGUUUUGAAGUUAUUUUCUGUGUCCUGAGUGAAAUCUCAAUGUUUUCAAUAAUUACGAUUACGAAAAAUCCAGCAGAUUAUGAAAGUAGAGCUAAAAAAGGAGACACGUAUAUCGGCGUUUUGAAAGUAUAUUUCGCAAAGUAAGUCUCCGGAUACAAAUCCGAGGGGGGCAAGUCUCCCUCUUACAUAUAGUUGAAAAUUUUUGGAUAAAGAUUACUCGAAAUACGUGCAUUUUAGGUUUAUAGUGUCUUCGUCAUUAUUGCUGAUAAAAAUAUGAGGAAUAUUUUGGGGGAAAAUCGUAACCACCAAGCGAUUCAACAGAGAGGUCUUUUUGGCCCUUUUUAUGUGAUUUGCACUAUUUUGAAACUAAACUAAUUCUUCAAUUCCGGAGCUUCAAUAAAAUUGAUACUCUCUUCGAUUUAAAUAAGGUAUAGGGUGAGAUGAAAAAAAACUGCAACAAAGUCAAACGCCAUAAUUUUUAAAUUUUUUUAAUGUUAUUGAAAAGAAAGCAAAAAAUGGCGGAAAUAGGAUACAAUAUUAGAAUAAGUUUAGAUUUGUUCGAAUUGGUCACCUUUGGCACGAAUUAUGGCCUUCAAACGGCUAAUGAAACCGUCAUACGCUGCCCGAAUGUUGCUCUCGGCGAUGCGCUUGCUUGAGGUGAUCGACACUUUUGUAUUUUUUUAGUGCCAAUCUUGCCCUCCAAAAUAGUUCAACGGAUUGGUAUCCGGAGAUGUUGGGGGCCAUUGUGCACUGGAAAUAAAGCGAGGCACCUCAUUUUGUAAACAUUCUUGGGUGGCGCGUUCUGACUGAGUCCUGUUGGAAUGCCCAAGGCCUGCCUGACCUUAAUACACCCUCCAGAAUAUUUUCGCGAUAUUAUUCGGCAUUUAUUCUGAUGCCACGGUCGAUUAAUACAUGCGGAAAGCGACCAUCGGCUGUUAUGAUGGCCCACACCAUCACCAUGGCCGGCGCUUGAAUUCUGGUGGCCAACCGAAGGUGCACAUUUUCACUUGACCUCUUUGGCAAGUAAACACGAUCAUUUUGUUGGUUUACAAAUUUCUGGACAGCGAUUAUUUUCUCAUCGGAGAAAACCAAAUUCGACAGUUCACCACUUUCGGCCAAGCGAAGGAACUCUUAGCUCUUUAGAGUCUAUUUUCUUUCUGUUGAGGUGUAAGUUCUUGCAUUUUUUUGGAAUUUCAAUGGCUUUACCCCGAGCUCAGUUUUCAAUAUUUGCCGAUUGGAAUAUUUCGGGCUCACGAGCCAUUUUUCGGCCACUGCGACGUGGGUUUUUUUCUGUUAAUUUUCACCAAAAUGCUUCAGUAUUGAGUAUUGAGUUCAUAACGGUUUCUACACCAUGUGGAUAGUAUUGACUAUAAAGGUCCACGUUUUACUAUAGCAUACUUGUACAUGACUUAAUUUCCUAAUUGUAGAGGGUACAUGUUUUUUUACUUCUUUGAUAUUGUUACGGACUUUCCUUU